AAACCUCAUAAGAGUGGAGAAAAACCUGCUGUAAGAAUCCAUAGCUGCAGAAAACAACCUUUCUUAGCAUGAAUUUUACAAUGGGUAACAUCACAUCUUCAAACAGGAAUUCAAUUCCUCCCAACAACAUAACAGCAACAACAUUAUUCAAACAGGAGCCAAAAGUUAAAAAAAAGCAGGUGACGUACAGAAUUCCAGCUCUCAUCUACAGCAGUGCCGAAAAAACCUACCUUGCCUUCGCUGAAAAGCGGGACACUCCUGAAGAUAUUGAUGCAAAAGUGCUUGUGAUGAGAAGAGGAUUGUGGACGAAUGACACGGACGUUGAGUGGCAGAGUGGUCACCAGGUGCUCAAUUUAGCUCUUCUACCAAACCACCGCAGCAUGAAUCCAUGUCUGGUCUAUGAGAAAGAUUCUGAUACGCUCUUCCUGUUUUUUAUUUGCAUUCCCUUUGGUGUCUCUGAAUCUGAUCAAAUAAACAAUAAAAAGAACCAGACACAACUUUGUUACACAACCAGUAAGGACACUGGCAGAAGCUGGAGUGGCAUUACGAACUUGAAAGAUGUGAUCAGUGAAGAGGAGAAAAACUGGGCCACCUUUGCUGUUGGACCAGGACAUGGUGUUCAAAUGAAGAGUGGGAGACUGAUUAUCCCAGCAUGUGUGCAUUAUUUUCAUUCCGAAGAUCCUUCAUCCUCCCCUGUAUCACGUGCAUUUGCUUUCUAUAGCGAUGAUAAAGGAAGCACUUGGAAUGUAGGAAAACCAAUGGAAGAUCUGUGGUCUAAUGAGUGUCAGAUGGCUGAGGUCGAAGAUGGCAAACUGUACUGCAAUGCCCGAAGUACAUUCAAACACAGAGUCGAGGCUCUAAGCAAGAAUGGUGGAAAACAAUUUGACAAGCCUACAUGUUCACAGCUGAUAGAUACUGGGAAUGGUUGCCAAGGCAGUGUGCUGAAAAUGAUUUCCUCUGAUCAGAGUCCAUGGCUGCUCUAUUCUCAUCCAUCUGAUGAACAAAAGAGAAAGGAUCUCACAAUCUAUGUGAAUAAAUCACUGUCCAAUACCAUGCAAUGGACAACCAUGCAGUGCAUCAAUAAAGGUCCAAGUGGAUACUCAGAUCUGGCAGAGUGUGGGGAUCAAAAGUACAUUGCCUGUCUCUUUGAAUGUGGUCAGAAUAGUGAAAUUGAAAAGAUAGCCUUCAACCUUUACAAAAUCUAAGUUCAUGUUGCAAAAAAGGGUUGUCUUUUAAUGUGAUUUUUAUUUUAUUAUUAUUUUUUUUUUGGCUAGAGUUAAUUGGUUUAUUAAUGAAAAUAUCUGAAUGUCAAAAAAUCAAGUUGGAAAUACUUUGUUUUUAAAAAUUCAAAUAGCCAAUGAUCAUAAACCACCAAAUAUGCUUUUAUUAUUUUAACUCCCAAUUAUUUCCUGAAUAUUCCAUUUAAACCCUAUAUAUUCCAUUCACCUGAGUUAUUCAAUAUGUAAACAGUAAACAUAUUUUCAUUCGU
Pimephales promelas (fathead minnow) is the source of this 1489-nucleotide messenger RNA. RefSeq names its product sialidase-3. Lineage: Eukaryota; Metazoa; Chordata; Actinopteri; Cypriniformes; Leuciscidae. Gene Ontology annotation, molecular function: exo-alpha-sialidase activity. The record is from RefSeq and is a predicted model, not a curated record. Gene Ontology annotation, biological process: ganglioside catabolic process; oligosaccharide catabolic process. Gene Ontology annotation, cellular component: membrane; intracellular membrane-bounded organelle; cytoplasm.